GCGCCCGCCCACCCCGCGCCUCCGGAAGUUGCGGGCGCAGCGCCCGCUCCCCCUCCGCCCCCCCACCCCGUCCUUCCCCGGCCGGGCGCCCGCAGUGAUGGCGGCGGCGAUGGCGGCGCGGCGCGCGCGGCCCGUGCGGGUGCUGGUGGACAUGGACGGCGUGCUGGCCGACUUCGAGGGGGGCCUCCUGCGGGGCUUCCGCCGCCGCUUUCCCGGGGAACCGCACGUGGCGCUGGAAGAGCGCCGAGGCUUCCUCGCCCGCGAACAGUACCGAGCCCUGCGGCCGGACCUGGGGGACAAAGUGGCCAGUGUGUAUGAAGCCCCAGGCUUUUUCCUAGACUUGGAGCCUAUCCCUGGAGCCGUGGAAGCCAUGCGGGAGAUGAACAACAUGCAGGACACCGAGGUCUUCAUCUGCUCCAGCCCUCUUCUGAAGUACGAGCACUGUGUGGGUGAGAAGUACCGCUGGGUAGAGAAACACCUGGGGCCCCAGUUUGUGGAGCGCAUCAUCCUGACAAGGGACAAGACAGUGGUCUUGGGGGACCUGCUCAUUGAUGACAAGGACAGCAUUCAAGGCCAAGAGCAGACCCCAAGCUGGGAGCACAUCCUGUUCACCUGCUGCCACAACCAGCACCUAGCCCUACCCCCAUCAAGGAGACGGCUGCUCUCCUGGAGUGACAACUGGAGGGAGAUCAUAGAAAGCAAGCGAGGGGCUAGAACAGUGGAGAGUAGCUGAAGGAAGGGAAGGCAGGCCAGCAGGGAACCCUAGCAGAGCUGAACGACAGGGCAGUGUCGUGGUGGUGGCCCCCGGCACUGCAGAACAGGGAGACACAGUAACUGCUAUUCUCGCAAGCCAGCCACCUGGAACCCAACAAGAUGGCUGGCAAGGAAACUUGGUGGGAAAAUCACUCAGGAACCUUUUUAAUAAAACACUUUGGCUCAGCA
Messenger RNA from Mustela lutreola (European mink), 942 nucleotides. RefSeq names its product 5', 3'-nucleotidase, cytosolic (gene NT5C). Lineage: Eukaryota; Metazoa; Chordata; Mammalia; Carnivora; Mustelidae. Gene Ontology annotation, biological process: pyrimidine deoxyribonucleotide catabolic process. The transcript is spliced from 5 exons. The coding region runs from base 98 to 733 and encodes 211 amino acids. The record is from RefSeq and is a predicted model, not a curated record. Gene Ontology annotation, molecular function: 5'-nucleotidase activity.